This is a messenger RNA of Synchytrium microbalum, 363 nucleotides long. RefSeq lists its product as uncharacterized. NCBI's taxonomy places the organism in Eukaryota, Fungi, Chytridiomycota, Chytridiomycetes, Synchytriales, Synchytriaceae. The transcript is spliced from 3 exons. The record is from RefSeq and is a predicted model, not a curated record. The coding region runs from base 1 to 363 and encodes 120 amino acids.
AUGGCGACAAAGGGUGCCAUAGACGAGUCGAAACUAAGUGACGAAGAUCGCACCUUUUAUCAAAAAUAUGGUAGACUACCACCGCCAAAAAAGGACUUGAUGAGUAAACGGAUGGGAGGAGGAGACCGCAAAUACUUUGACUCGGGCGACUACGCACUCUCAAAAGCCGGCAAAACAUCCGCUCAAGAUGUCGGAUCUCAACACCCAUCUCCUGAACGAAUCCCACAUUCAAUCCCGCAAAACUUGAAGAAUGGAAAAGAUGGAAUCCAGAAUUCACCUGUAAAGGAAUCGUUGCUGGCUGCUGGUGCGACUGGGGCGACGGCGGGGGCUGGGGAGGUCAAAGUUGGUGGUGAGACUGUGUAA